GCUCAACAUUAACAGGCCCAAAAAAAAAGGAAUGAGCGGGUGGACACGCGACAAGGCCUUGAAGAACUCAUCUCCCUCUUAUCCUCACUCACCGCUAGCAAACGCAGCAAUGGCGCUGAACCUAACAAAUUCCUUCCUUCAACUUCAACGGCCAAGUUCCCUGGCCGUCGCACCGCCAAAGAACAAGGAAUCUGGAGCAAGAACUCACCGGCCGGUGGUGACGUGCCGGAAAAAGGAUCUGCACCCUCAAUUUUACGAGGAUUCUAAGGUUUAUUGCAACGGAGAACUGGUGAUGACGACCGGUGGAACCCAGAAAGAGUACUCCGUGGAUGUGUGGUCGGGAAAUCAUCCGUUCUAUUUGGGCAGCCGAUCCGCCUUACUCGUCGACGCCGACCAGGUGGAGAAAUUCCGCAAGAAAUUCGGAGAGCUGUCGCAGUUGAUGGAGAUUCCUGUCCUUAAGGGAGAAAUCGUUCUGCCCACAAAGAAAAAAUCCGGCAAAGGGAAGAAGAAGUAGUAGAAGACGGUGAAGAGUUCGAUUGGCUGCAUUGCAUUUGCCUUGCUAAUUCCAAUUGCUCAAUCUGUUGAUGAAGAAGUUUAUGGGUCAAUCGAUAAGUGUUUGGUGGUGAGAAAAUUCAUCAAGGAAAGGAAAGUUUGAAAAAUUAGUAACUGACGACAGAACAUACAAAUUCUUCAAGCUUUUGGGCACUUCACGGAUUACGGUACUCUUUGUAUUUCUUUAGUGCAGGUGAAUUGCUUGUUUUUGAAUUUUGCUUCUAUGGAUCUUUAGGUAAUGAGAGGAUCUCCUAGUUUUAGAA
This is a messenger RNA of Benincasa hispida (wax gourd), 815 nucleotides long. RefSeq names its product Ribosomal protein L31. Gene Ontology annotation, cellular component: ribosome. Gene Ontology annotation, biological process: translation. Gene Ontology annotation, molecular function: structural constituent of ribosome. NCBI's taxonomy places the organism in Eukaryota, Viridiplantae, Streptophyta, Magnoliopsida, Cucurbitales, Cucurbitaceae. The record is from RefSeq and is a predicted model, not a curated record.